This is a messenger RNA of Rattus rattus (black rat), 3530 nucleotides long. It is a transcript of the gene Srrm3, whose product is annotated as serine/arginine repetitive matrix 3. Gene Ontology annotation, molecular function: mRNA binding. The transcript has 15 exons. Lineage: Eukaryota; Metazoa; Chordata; Mammalia; Rodentia; Muridae. Bases 107 to 1903 code for a protein of 598 amino acids. The record is from RefSeq and is a predicted model, not a curated record.
CUCCAGGAUUAAGUCAUAGAGAGCUUAGCCAAUGGAGGAGAGGUGAGUGACCACCCCACCUUGUGAUUUAUCUGUCCCUCAGGGCUGGCCGCCGAGGACCUGUGUCAUGUCCUCCACCGUGAACAACGGGGCUACCAGUAUGCCAGCUCCUCCCGACGCUGCCAACGGCUUCCCGCAGCCCGGAGGCUCGUCCGGGUCCUGGCCGCGCGCAGAGGAGGAGCUGCGCGCAGCCGAGCCAGGUUUGGUGAAACGCGCGCACCGGGAGAUCCUGGACCACGAGCGCAAGCGGCGCGUGGAGCUCAAGUGCAUGGAGUUGCAGGAGAUGAUGGAGGAGCAGGGGUACUCAGAGGAGGAGAUCCGGCAGAAGGUCGGGACCUUCCGGCAGAUGCUGAUGGAGAAGGAGGGAGUACUGACAAAGGAGGACCGGCCUGGGGCCCACAUCGUGGCAGAGACUCCGCGACGAAUGGAGGGCUUGGAGCCAGGCCUGGAGUACCCACCCUUCGAUGAGGACGAUGGCCCGGUUGAUUGCGACUGCCCCGUCGCCUGCUACCGCGGGCACCGGGGUUACAGGACCAAGCACUGGUCCAGCAGCUCCGCAUCGCCCCCUCCUAAGAAGAAGAAGAAAAAGAAAGGCAGUCAUCGGAGGAGUCGCAAAAAGAGGAGACUAGAGUCAGAAUGCAGCUGUGGGAGUGCUUCCCCCCUGCGCAAGAAGAAGAGAAGUGUGAAGAAACACCGUCGAGAUAGGUCUGAUUCUGGGUCGCGGAGAAAGAGACGAUACAGAUCGAGAAGCCUCAAGAGCAAACGAAAAGAAAAAAUCAAAGAGCGAAAGAGGCCUCAUACUGAGUCUCCAGGCCGAAGGUCCCACCACCAUAGCAGCGUCAGCUCCCACAGUCCCUCAGUGUCCUCACACUACAGCGAUUCCGGAUCACCCAACAGGCUGAGCCCCAAGCACCGAGAUGACGGACGGAAGACAGGCAGCCAGCGAUCCAGCGGGAGCCGGUCGCCGUCCCCAUCGGGCGGCAGCGGAUGGGGGUCGCCCCAGCAGAACGGAGGCAGCAGGCAGCGAAGUGGAGCGCACGGGGGCCGCCCCGGCUCGGCGCACAGCCCGCCCGAUGAGGAAGUGCCACUUUAUUGCCCAGCUCGCCCCGGGCCUGCGACAAGGCAGCCGCCGCGCCCACGCCGCCCACGCGUGGGAAGGACAGCCAGAGUCCCCGCUCCGCGCCGUCGUCGCAGGGCCGCGGGGGCCGCGCGGCGGGAGGGACGGCCAGGCGCCGGCGCCGGCGGAGGAGGAGGAGGCGAUCGCGGUCCUCGGUCAACGCGCCCCGCCGCAGGGGGCGCCGGCGUGCAAAGCCCGCGCCGCCUCGGGGCUCGUCGCGCUCGCUCAGUGGGGCACACUCCAGCAGCGACUCCGGUGGCGGCGCCCCGGGACCCGGGCCCGAGCCGGGCUCCGAGCGAGGUCACGGCGGACACGGAAAACGGGCAAAGGAGCGACCCCCGCGAGCACGGCCCGCAAGCACCUCGCCAUCACCAGGCGCGCAUGGCCGACGGGGCGGCCCAGAGGGGAACAGUUCGUCGCGCAGCCCGGGCCCCCAUCCCGGGUCGUGGAGCUCCAGCCGCUCGCCCUCCAAAUCCCGCUCGCGCUCCCCAGACAAAAGGACCCGCAGCCCCAGCCUCUCACCGUCUCCCAAGAAACCUCUUGGCCGGGACAAGGACAGCGAAGGCCGUGCCAGGCAUGCCGAGGCUGAGGCCGCCCGCACCCGGCGUCGCUCCCGCAGCUACUCGCCCAUCCGAAAGCGGCGUCGGGACUCGCCCAGUUUCAUGGAGCCGAGACGCAUCACCAGUGCCCGAAAGCGUCCCAUCCCCUACUACCGGCCCAGCCCCUCCUCUUCCUCCAGCUGCUUGAGCAGCGACUACUCCAGCCGGAGCCGCAGCAGGAGCCCAAGCCCUGGCCACAGCCACGGAAGCUACAGCAGCCGCAGUCACGGGACUCGCAGCCGUUCCUGCAGCGCCUCCAGGAGCCGCAGUCCCAGCUACCACAGCCGGAGCAGCUCUGAGAGUGGGGGCUUCUAAGCCCAGACGGACCCAUCUAGGGCUGGAAGGCCCUGGAACAAAGAGAGGCUGGGGCCCUGAGACCUGGGAAAGAGGGGUCUGUACCCCCAUACUGCUACGGAGGUCCCGGGGUGGGGGUGGGGCAGCAAGUGGGCAAGUGGGACUAGAGAAGAGCUUCUUCUAGAGUGGGUGACCCACCCACGAGGAGGAAUCACAUUGUCCUGUCCCUAAAGUGUGCCCAUCCCCACUCCCUGCCCACCCACCAUGCCCAGGGACAAAGAGCCUUUGCGAACACAGGGAUCAGAUCACCAUACCCCUCUUCUGCUUGAGGCCAGCUUACCAGCCUGGGGCCCAUUGCCUGAGUAUGGCACAAGAGUCCACUGUUGGCUGUCACCUCACCUGAGCUCAGUGGACCCCUGCACAGCUUGGAAGGUGCCAAGCCUGGGACCUUCCCCUCCUCUUCCUCUAUCUCCCACGGGGUGGAUCGGAACAGAGCAAAGCGAGCCAGAUCUAAGAGAGAAGGAAGGACCGCCUAGCUCCUAGUGUGUUGCCAGGCAGAAUGAGAAGCUCGCACUUGGUCCCGUCUCUCUCCCUUGCCUUCAUAUCAAGGCCACACUCUCUGGGCCUUCAUCAGCACAAGAGGUGGCGUAAAUCUGUAUCUAACCCUGAAGUCAAAGGUAGGAGAGUUCAGGGGCUGAGGACGUAGCUCAGUUGAUAGAGUGCUUGCCUAGCAUGCAUGAAGUCCUGGGUUCCAUCCCAAACAAAGCAUAAAACCGAGCAUGCUAGUGCAUGCCUGUAAUUCCAGCACUCUGGAGGUAGAGGCAGGAGGACCGGAAGUUCAAGGUCAUCUUAGGCCACGUAGUGAGUUCGAAUCCAACCUGGGGUACAGGAGAACCUGUCUCAAAAGUGAGAGACUGGGAAUUCAGGUCAGAAGAUAAGAAAGAACACGGGUAGAAAGCAGCAGCGGAAUUUUUUUUUUUUUUUUUUAAAGCAUGGGCCCAAACAAUGCAGUCAGAUGACCGAACAGGUCAAGGGCUACUGGGAGACAGGUCCAGGCUGCUGUCUGGGUUAUGGGCCAAACGAUAGCUCACGGUCACAAGCUAACUAACACGCGGUGCACUUCGGAGCCUGCCCAAGGGAUGCCUCCUUCCCAGGCUUUGACGGGGCAGGUUUGGUGGAGGCUUUCAGAACUGGGGUGGUAGGUUCCAGCCACAGGCCUCAGCCUGGAACAUGAUGGGGAUGAGGUGGUCCCCCCCUCCAGCCCUCUUCUGCGGCACCCAGCCCCGCCCACCCCCCUGCUGGGGCCCUCAGGGAUCUCGAAGUCUUCCUUGGCCCAACAGGACAGAUGCCCUGGGCUCUGGUGGGGGGAGGAGUCUGGGGUCUGAUCCGGGGUCCCACCUUCUCUCAGUUUCCCCUUCCCUCUUUCUCCGCAGUGCGGGAAAACAUUUGGACUGUAAUAAAUACACUAGGUGCCCGGGUGA